AUCAAACUGAAUAUGAGCUGAGAGUGGACGAGCUUUUCUGACCACGUAUUUGCUGAGAUUGGACCAGCUGGCUAUUCUGACGCUGCACAACCCAAACGGUUCAUCACUGUGUGCUCUGUCUGGUUCUGGAGGCACAGAUCCAAACAAACUGGGGGCGAAAUCCACAUUGGAGGAUGCUGUCAGUGUCGUCGAAUCCUUGGACAUUUUACUCUACGAGGCACACAAGCAGCUGUUUUUGAGCAGUGCCUGGAACUUUGUGCUGCAGCACGUUACGGCUCAGCUCUACCUCCACGUGGCCACGCUUGUGCUGAAGAUGCCUGUGAAGGUGAGCUACGACUGGCAGGAGGCACAGUGCUGGGCUGCAUCUUUGCUAGAGCGUGCUUACAGUGCACAUCCUCCGUGUGCACUGUCCCAGGAAGAUUGGUUCCUAGAAUUAAAUUCAGAGAAGCGGAACCUUUAUCACAAGGUCUUUCUACGAGCACAUCACCGGCUCUCUGUUUCAGGUCACAUACUUCAUGUUCUUUGCAAUGCCGAAGACAAGAGUAGCUGGCUUGCUGACGUAAAGAAGGAAGCAUGCUCCUUUGAGGUUCGAAAGAGGAUUUACACCGGCAUUUUUAAUGGAAAAGGUAGCACUUCGUGGUUCCUGCAGGACACAAGUUUUGUCAAUUCUGCUGCUGAAUUUCCCUCUCUUGCAGCUCUUCACAAACAUGACCAAGAGUCACAGCGGUUGCAUGCUGCGUCUCUUGACCAUCUAGUCUGGUUGAAGCUCCAGUGGAGUUCUCUGCAGGACAAAAAGUGCGGGGAGACCGGGCAGCCCUUUGAGGUGCAAGUGUUCGAAGCCCUCCCAUUGGAGCCACCAUCAUUCAGGUCUGGGGCUGUCGAAACAUUGAGUCAAGUUGACGUGCUGGCAUUUCUGGAAGCAACCUGCUAUUGUGCGAGCGAAGCUCUGAAGCGCAAGGCCUUUCGUCCCGGCCAGGGGCCCCUGGCACUCCCACCUCACGUAGGGAUGCAGCUGUGCACAGGCCCUCAGGCUCGCUGGUGGAGGGCUGCAUACCACACAAAUGCCAGGCAUGCCUUGAGCAAGAAGGUUGAUCUCAGGUGCAUAAUGCAGAGAGGGCUGGAAGUUGUUCGGGCAAUAGGAAAUCAUGGCAUGGACCUUAUUCUAGUUGUUCACCUGGCUAGGACUUUCUCCAAGAAGUCUUCACUCAGUUGUGCUGACGGCCUGGAGGAAGAAGCGAAGGCCUUUGAAAAUCAAGCAAAACACUACUGGGAGGCUGUGCUCUCCAAGAUUGAAUCACGCUGCAUCACCUUGAAUCCAGUGAUGCCAUCAGGCCGUCUGUUCUGCGUGCCAGGUAGCUAUGCUUUGAACAGCAUGCAGGAGUUGAAACAGAUCCAGCAGGAGGCACGGAUGUUCCUCGCCCUGAAUGCCAUGAAUGCUGGCUGCCUGGACAAGGCAGCCAAGAUGUUUUCAGGCCUAACCUCCUGCACGGGCUGCAUAUUACACAGCACUUGUGAUGGAGAAGAUGGCUGAGCACGAAUCUCCCCAUCGAAGCGCACAGUACGCCUUGCAGCGAAAGGAACAGGUGGCACUAAAACUUGC
This is a messenger RNA of Rhipicephalus microplus (southern cattle tick), 1600 nucleotides long. RefSeq names its product RANBP2-like and GRIP domain-containing protein 5/6. The record is from RefSeq and is a predicted model, not a curated record. NCBI's taxonomy places the organism in Eukaryota, Metazoa, Arthropoda, Arachnida, Ixodida, Ixodidae. Gene Ontology annotation, molecular function: protein binding.